CGGUCACUACUCCUGUUGUCAAGAGCUUUGAGGAGUUAUUUUUGUUUCCUGUGGUGGUUUCAGCUGUGUGAAAAUCGCCUGUUUAACCCUUCGAUGGCUGAUGACCACUAUCGAGCCGUGUGUCGGGCUUUGUUUGACGAGUCCGUAGAGCUGCGCAAAUCCUGGAGCAACAUAAAACGUGCAAAGAAGGCACUGAUGAAGCUGCUGGAGGAUAAUCCACCAGAUCGAAUCAUCCCUGAAGCGACUAUUUACUGGAGUCCAAUGUGGAUGCAGCUGAUGGCUGAGGUGAAACACGGUGUGAAGUUAAAGAAAGAACAUAAACAUCACUACAAUCCUCUUCCAAUGAAGACCGAGCUCUCACCAAUCAAGAACAUGCUGGAUGACCUCAGACACAGGAGAUAUACCCUGCGGAAGGUUCCGGUCACUGACAAGAAACCAAAGAGCCCACUUGACCAGCUGGACUUUGCACACUUAAGGUCCUUGUUGAAGCCGGCAUCCACAAGGAAACUGAAAGCCCAGCCACCGCCCACCCCUUGUCUCCACGAGAUGCUGAUGAAGGAAAUCCAAACGGCGAGAACACUGCGUUCGGUCUCCCCGGGAGAGGACUCAUCUGCAAGGGAGCUUUCGGUCAGGAAAAGACAGCUGUGUGAGACCUCGACAGACAGCCAAUGUGUCCAGUCUUCAACAUCUGUGAAAAGGCCGAGAACGGACUCACAACUUCAGGCGGAUCCCAGUGACUCUGAGCAAAGCUGGGAGACGGGAGAGAGAAGGGUGUUUUUUGGGCCGGACAGCAGCACAGAUGUUUCGAAAGAACACUUUUGCUCGGCGGUGUCAACUUACGUGAAUGUGAAGGAGCUCGUAUGGCAUUCAGUCAACCAAUGCAAACCACAUUAUCCUCUACAGAUAAUGAGGCCUUUUGGCAGCUUCUAUGAACUUGUAGAAAAUGAGGAUUUUCAUUAUUCUUCAACACUUCUGGUCCAAGAGCUGGUGUGUGUCUGUCAGACGUUGGCAAAGCGAAAAAUGAUAACCUGCAAAACUGUGAAGGACAAGUUCUGUUUCUGUUGCCAAAGGGAGCUUUUCUUCACCUGGGCUCUCCCCUGCCACCUCUGUAAAAAGGUGAGAUUUGCCUUUCUGUUUUGGUGGUGUUCAUCUAGUAAGUGCAAGACUGGUCUACAGAACUGAAAUGCUGUUUG
Callorhinchus milii (elephant shark) is the source of this 1193-nucleotide messenger RNA. RefSeq names its product protein spire homolog 1-like. Gene Ontology annotation, molecular function: actin binding. Bases 94 to 1182 code for a protein of 362 amino acids. Gene Ontology annotation, biological process: Golgi vesicle transport; actin filament polymerization; actin nucleation. The record is from RefSeq and is a predicted model, not a curated record. The transcript is spliced from 10 exons. Gene Ontology annotation, cellular component: cell cortex; cytoplasmic vesicle membrane. Lineage: Eukaryota; Metazoa; Chordata; Chondrichthyes; Chimaeriformes; Callorhinchidae.